AUGCCUCGUGGUCAGAAGAGUAAGCUCCAUGCCCGGGAGAAACGCCACCAGGCCCGAUGUGAGACUCGGGCUUAUGAAGAUGCUCAGGAAGCAGCAGAAGAAACAUCAGAAACAGCAGAAGAGUUUUCUGCCGCCUCCCAGAGCCAGCCUGUGGCUGAGUCUUCCAGCCCUCUCAAAGAACCUCAGAAAGCAACAUCCACUUCAACACUUAUUCUGAGUAGCUCUUCCUCAGAAUCAGAUGAAAGCUCCUGUGAGGAAAGUGAGCCACGUAUGCAAAAGGGGUGCCCUUUUGAGCCCAUCCCAACCACUACCAUUCUGCACCAAGAUAUGAUUGCAAGGAGAGCAAUGGUUCUGCUACAGCACCUGCUCCACAACUACAAUUUGAAGCAGCUCACUACCAAGGAAGAAAUGCUGAAGGUUAUCACCAAGAAGUAUGAAGACGACUUUCCUGAGAUUCUCAGGAAAGCCUCUGAGAAGCUCGAGGAUGCCUUUGCAGUGGAAGUGAGGGAAGUCAACUCCAGUCAGCCCUCAUACAACCUCAUCAGCAAGCUGAAGCUCCCCAACAAUGGGAGGAUCCGUGCUGGCAGAGGCUUACCCAAGACCAGUUUCCUGAUGAGUGUCCUGGGUAUCAUCUUCAUUCAGGGCAACUGUGCCAGUGAAGAAGAGAUAUGGAAAAUCCUGAAGAAGAAGCGAAUCUAUCCAGGGAAGAAGCACCGCAUCUUUGGUGAGCCCCGGAAGCUCAUGACCCACUAUUUGGUGAAGCUGAAGUACCUGGAGUAUCGGCAGGUGGCCAACAGUGAUCCUCCAAGCUAUGAGUUCCUGUGGGGUCCCCAAGCCCAUGCAGAAACAAGCAAGAUGAAAAUCCUGGAAUAUUUGGCCAAGAUCAACAAAACAACACCUAGAGCCAUCUCAAUCCUUUAUGAAGAGGCUUUGAAAGAUCAGCAAAAGCAAGCAGAAGCCAGAGAUGAAGAUAAUACUGACACCACUGACCAAUCUACUGAAGGCUCCCCAGAAAAAUCACCACCAGCUUCUCCCACCCCUGUUGACACUUGA
Grammomys surdaster is the source of this 1053-nucleotide messenger RNA. RefSeq names its product melanoma-associated antigen B3-like. Lineage: Eukaryota; Metazoa; Chordata; Mammalia; Rodentia; Muridae. Gene Ontology annotation, cellular component: nucleus. Gene Ontology annotation, biological process: negative regulation of transcription by RNA polymerase II. Bases 1 to 1053 code for a protein of 350 amino acids. The transcript has a single exon. The record is from RefSeq and is a predicted model, not a curated record.